AUGGGCCGCCAACUCAAGUUCCACGAGCAGAAGCUGCUGCGGAAGGUGGACCUGCUCGAGUGGAAGAAGGAGAACAACCUGCAUGAGAUCAAGGUCAUCCGCCGCUACCGCAUCCCGGACCGCGAGCAGUACCACAAGUACAACCGCCUGGUGGGGCACAUCUCGCGGCUCGUGGCGCGGCUCAAGAAGCGCCCGGCCAACGACCCGUACCGCGUCAAGACGACCACGGCGCUGCUGGACAAGCUCUUCCACAUGGGGCUCAUCCAGACCAAGAAGAGCCUGCUCAAGGCCGAGGAGGUGAACGUCUCGUCCUUCUGCCGCCGCCGCCUGCCCGUCGUCAUGGUGCGCGUCAAGAUGGCCGAGAGCAUCAAGGAGGCCACGACGUUCGUGGAGCAGGGCCACGUGCGCGUGGGCCCCACGGUCGUGUCGGACCCGGCCUUCCUGGUCACGCGCCCCAUGGAGGACUUUGUCACGUGGGUCGACAGCUCCAAGAUCAAGAGGACCAUCAUGAAGUACAACGACAAGCUCGACGACUACGACCUG
This is a messenger RNA of Phytophthora sojae, 543 nucleotides long. RefSeq lists its product as hypothetical. The annotation marks the transcript as partial. Gene Ontology annotation, molecular function: rRNA binding; snoRNA binding; structural constituent of ribosome. NCBI's taxonomy places the organism in Eukaryota, Oomycota, Peronosporomycetes, Peronosporales, Peronosporaceae. Gene Ontology annotation, cellular component: small ribosomal subunit; small-subunit processome; Mpp10 complex. Gene Ontology annotation, biological process: rRNA processing. The record is from RefSeq and is a predicted model, not a curated record. The transcript has a single exon.